This is a messenger RNA of Papilio xuthus (Asian swallowtail), 1561 nucleotides long. RefSeq names its product Vacuolar protein sorting 16B (gene Vps16B). Gene Ontology annotation, biological process: intracellular protein transport; vacuolar transport. NCBI's taxonomy places the organism in Eukaryota, Metazoa, Arthropoda, Insecta, Lepidoptera, Papilionidae. The transcript has 11 exons. The record is from RefSeq and is a predicted model, not a curated record. Gene Ontology annotation, cellular component: cytoplasm. Bases 127 to 1374 code for a protein of 415 amino acids.
CUUUUUUAAACGGUGGCCUCAUCUGUCAAUGUCAAAUUUGUUCUGUUUUUCUGUCUUUGUUGAUAAAUAAGUAAUUUCUUCUUAUAACAAAAAAAAUACAAUUUUACAACUAUAAUUAAACGCAAAAUGGAUGACGAUGAUUACUGGAAUACCAGCGAAACAAAGGAAAAAGCAUUUAGUUUUGAUGACGAUGUACUUUCGCCGCAAGAGAUAUUAGCCAUUGGACAAAAGCCGUAUUCAGGUUCUGGUGAAGAAGGAAUACUCAAUUCAAAUAUUAGCAAUAUUAAACAAGCUUUAGUACCAAUAUCAAGUUUGGUAUCAUCCAAAAUUUUAGACCUAUUGGUACUUGCUCAAUCUGGAAAAGAUCUAAAGGAGACGAAAUCAGAACCAGAGGAAACAGUUGCUAUAACAUUGAAGAGACUUGUUCUUGGACGCAGUUGCUCUCUACAAGUACACAGAAGUCUUAAGAGUAAAACUGAAUUGUUAGAUGGUGCGGUUGCUAUUGGUGAUGGUAAUGCCAUACUUACGGUUGUAUUAUUUCUUAUACAAACAUUAAACAAGAAACUUGUCUAUGAAUUAUUGUCAUCAAGGCCAUUAGCACUCAGUCAUUAUAUUGGUAAUCUUCAAUCGGAGGGAAAGAUAUCUGAACUAACAGACUUGUUAACAAUGCUGGCUCGGAGUCCAGAUUCAGCUAUUUAUCAAUUUCAACACACUGUAAAGAACCAAGGUAGCAAUGUGGACGGCUUGCUACGGAAAACUAACAACUUGUUAGCAAAUCACUUCAAUCAGCCCGGUGUUGAUGCACACCAAGCCAAGAUGGUUGCAGAUUACAUUAAAUUACUAGAAUGGCAGAGUUUAGCUAAGAAGAAUGAACUGAAUAACAAAUCUGCGCUGGAAUGUCUCGCGUACUGCUGCAAGUUGCAUUGGUCGGAGGGAGCGGGGAACAUGAUGUCACCUCUCACUGUAUGUCAGAGGCAACAGAUCAGCCCACUUCAAUAUGAAUGGGUGGUAUUAAAUGUACAAGCCAAUUUGAACAAGUGGGAUAUUGUCGAAUCUCUCUUCACAAAAAAGGACUGGCUUGGUCGUACCACUCUAUCAUCACACAUUCCAGUAGAAAGUUUACUGGCGAGGUUAAGUGAGCUGCGCGCUGGCGGGCGGCUGCUUGCCACUGCGGUCAACACAGUUACCAAUACUGAGGAAAGACUGAGACUCGCGCAUAAGUACAAGAUACACUCAGUGGUGAUAGAAACUUUCGCUAAACAGAAAGAUAGAGCAGCGCUAACGAACUAUAAAAUGACAUUGAAUCCUCAGUCUGAAGAAUAUAUUUACGCAGAGAAUACAUUGAGAGAAAGUUCUAUAAAAUGGAAGAAUUAAUUUGAUUGUGCAUAUACAACAAAUUGGAGGAUCAAAAUCCUAAAGCUUUGAGUUAUUGGAUUUUGAGCUUAAAUUUUUAUAAAUACAAACAAGCACAAGCCUUUGUAGUUGCCAAUUCCUUGGUUAAAAUAAUCUAUAUUAAUUUCUAAAAAUAAAACUUACUAAAAGUAAACUUUAAUAAAUUAAA